Molecule: messenger RNA, 331 nt
Organism: Strongylus vulgaris
Lineage: Eukaryota; Metazoa; Nematoda; Chromadorea; Rhabditida; Strongylidae
Source: the annotation of a GenBank genome assembly
UAAACGCGCUGGAGACUACUAUAUGUUCGACUAUGAUCCAUCUACUGAUGAACUGGUGAAGCCUGUCGAGAGUUUUGUACCAGAGCCGACCCCAGGAGCCACGAAGUUUGAAAAAUUGGAUCCAGGACAGUUGGUCUAUGCUGCUACUGGACAUGACUUGGAUUUGGCCAAAACCUUGGAACAAGUGAAAGAAGCCGAAAAGAUCAAGACUAAUGAGGAUCGAAUGAUUGAAGCGAUGAGUAAGGAAUACCAUGGAACACCAACGGAAACACCAAUGGCAACAGCACAGGAGCCAUCUAUAAAAACUGAAUCUGCUGCACCACAACCACAA